UUUUGGCUAAUUUGACUUUCCCGCGAUGCCCAAAAAGAAGGAGAAGAAAAACGGCGACAGACAAGAUGAAGACAAGAAGAAAACGAAGAAAAAACAAAGCCAGUCGCUUCCCGUGGAAGAAAACGACAAAGAAAAAGAUUUGUAUCUCGUUCAAAUUCGAUUUUUAAGCGAACAGCUGGAGAGAUAUCAGCUGAAAUGUAAGGAAGUGACCAAUGAGAAGAAGGCCUUGACGUCCCAGUGCAGCUUUCUGGAGAAGGAGAAGGAGGACAUUGUGGACUUUCUCAAGCACUCCCUGCUGGAGAAAGAGGACGAGCUGGACGACACGUCCGAGCGUCUGCGGGCUCUGCGGCGAGAGGCCGACCAGGACAUGGAUGCUCUGCGACUGCAGCUGGCUCGGGAGCGACAGGAAGUGGUGGAGCGCAGCGACGAGCUCGCGGAACAGAACGCCAAGCUAGUGGCCAGGCUGACUGCUGUGGAGGAGUUUGAAAGGCAGAAGGAGCAGAUGAUGUCCAAGAUGGCGGCGCUGGAGAAGCAGCUGACCAAUCAGGAGGAGGCACACGCCGCUGCCCUGCACGCCGUGGAGAUGAAGGCUCUGCUGGAAAAGAGCAGGCUAGCGAGUCAGAUGGAGGUCCAGGCGGCGGACUUGGAGCGCGUGGCGGAGAGCAAACUGCCCGAGACCACCAGGAGGACCCUGCAGGAGAACCAGGAGGUCAAGGUGCGAUACGGCGUGCUCUCCGAGAGGGCCCACGACCUGGCCCAGGAGAACGCCGCCCUGCGGGACCAGAAGACCAAGAUGGCCGCAGACGUGGACGUCUUGGAGGAGACCAUCAGGGAAAUGUCUCGUCAGAGUUGUGUCCGCAAGAAGGUGGCGGAGCAGCUGACCUCAAAGUGCCAGCAGCUGCAGACGCAGCUGAAGGAGAGCAGCCAUGACUUGGAGAAACUUGGGAGCAAACAUGAGAAAGUCCGAGGCCAACUGGAGGAAGUCAGAGACAGCCAUACCAUCGCCAUCAAGCAGUCCAGCAAAAACCGUGCUUUGGCGGCGCGUCUGGAGGCGGAGCUACAGCAGGAGAGGGAGAGAAGGUCCAAAAUGCAGGAAGCCGUGGCUGCUGUCAGACAUGUUGUCAUGGAAGCACAUCAGAACCCGGAGGCGGUCCGGUGGAAUCAGCUGAUGCAGAAGCUUCUGGUCAUCCUGGAAGGCUCCGCCCCCUCGAUGAGCGACGCCAGCAAGCUCACCUUUGACAGGCGGACGGAAAGUUCCAGUUCCCACUUCCAGUUGUCACGAGCCACUUUGAAAGCCAAACAUGCACCCUCCAGAGGACAAAAACAAUGAGAACGCCGACAGAAAACUGUGUGCAGGUGGCGCCACAACACAGCAAAGUUCUGGCUAAUAAAGCAGCAACUACAGUGGCCACCCUUGUGCCCUGCCGCUGACCUUUGACCUCCGACCCCAGGGGGGGGGGACAGUUUCCACACCCACCUGACUGGCUCGGGCGUUGACGUCGCCUUUGCCGAAGAGUUCCUCCACGAUCUGCAUGUCUUUGGGCGUUUCCACGGCAGCCAGCGCGGCCAGCAUGAUGGGUGUGUAGCCCGCCUUGUUCUGCUGGUUGACGUUACACACGUCUGCAACACACACACACACACACACACACACACACACACACACACACACACACACACACACGGUCAUGAAACGCUGUCUUUGAAAGUCCACACGCUUCCUCCCGUCAAUCACUUGUCCGCCAUUGUGCCCCUGCCUCUGUCUCGUAAAGGAUCUUUGCAGGGGCCGCACACAAAAGAGCCAAAAGCCUUUGAAGCCCUGUUGGACUGAGUGUCAUGUGACCUGGAGUGUCAUGUGACCUCUAGCCGACCCACCUGCUGGUGUGAGUGUCAUGUGACCUUUUAGCCGACCCACCUGCGUCCAGCAGCUUCUUCACCACCCUGAAGUUGGAGUGAGACACGCUGUAGUGCAGCGCCGUGUUGCCGUUGCCGUCCGCCAUGUUGACCACGUGGCGCAGCACGGCCGGCGACACGGCGCCGAAGCCCGCCAGGUAGUCGUCCACCGCGCCGGCCGUCGCCGCCUUCUGGCUGGACACGCGGAACCACUCGUGCUGCACCGUGUUCACGCACGCCCUCUGUGGACACACGCGGCACAGCGCUCCUGUCAUAUAGACCAUCUUUACUGGCGUACAAAUACAUGCUUUUGCCAUUUACAGGAUCUUUGACCAGCGUCUUGGCGGUAGGUCUUUAAAAACAGAGUACUCCUGUCAA
Entelurus aequoreus (snake pipefish) is the source of this 2268-nucleotide messenger RNA. RefSeq names its product cilia- and flagella-associated protein 157-like. Gene Ontology annotation, molecular function: microtubule binding. Gene Ontology annotation, cellular component: cilium; ciliary basal body. The coding region runs from base 26 to 1330 and encodes 434 amino acids. The record is from RefSeq and is a predicted model, not a curated record. The transcript is spliced from 9 exons. NCBI's taxonomy places the organism in Eukaryota, Metazoa, Chordata, Actinopteri, Syngnathiformes, Syngnathidae.